GCACGAAGAGAAGAAAUGGAUUCGGAGAAGUCCAUAUUCGGCGGCGCCAUCAGGCCGACGUGGCCGUCUCUGCUCCUCCUCUUCACCAUCAUGCUCCUCCUCUCCUACCAAAUCUCCACCAUGGCUGCCCUGCCGCGCUGGGCCGGGUCGGUCUGGGGAUCCGAAACCGCUUUGACCGACCCGACGAGGAGGAGCUGCUCCGGAUUCUUCGGCGAGGACGGAAGAGCUCCGCGGAGGAGGAGGAGGAAGACGGUGAUGUCGAUAAGAGACUUCGGCGGAGUCGGCGACGGGACGACGUCGAAUACGGCGGCGUUUAGGAAGGCGAUACGGUUCAUGCAGGAGCAGCAAGGUGGGGCCCAGCUGAAUGUUCCCGAAGGGAGAUGGUUGACGGGGAGUUUUAACCUCACCAGUAACUUCACGCUUUUUCUCGAGCACGGCGCUGUAAUUCUCGGCUCCCAGGAUCCAAAGGAAUGGCCUAUAAUUGAGCCAUUGCCUUCUUAUGGAAGAGGGAGAGAGCGGUUAGGAGGAAGGCAUAUAAGCCUUAUUCAUGGGGACGGUCUCACUGAUGUUGUCAUUACAGGUCAUAAUGGAACAAUUGACGGUCAAGGAAAAAUGUGGUGGGAACUAUGGUGGAACAGAACGCUCGAGUAUACGAGAGGUCACCUUCUUGAACUAAUGAACUCUAACAACAUUCUCAUCUCUAACCUCACCUUCCUCAAUUCUCCUUUUUGGACAGUUCAUCCUGUUUACUGCAGCAAUGUUGUUAUAAAGGACAUGACAAUUUUGGCUCCCCUUAAAGCUCCUAACACUGACGGCAUUGACGCAGAUUCAUGUACAAACGUGUGCAUUGAAGAUUGUUACAUUGAGAGUGGCGACGAUCUUAUAGCCAUUAAAAGUGGUUGGGAUCACUAUGGAAUCAAGAUGGCUCGUCCAAGCUCAAACAUCAUAGUGAGGAGAGUUUCUGGCACCACUCCCACCUGUUCUGGAAUUGGAAUAGGUAGUGAGAUGUCUGGUGGGAUUUCAAAUGUUACCAUUGAGGAUUUGCAUGUUUGGAAUUCUGCAGCUGGGGUGCGUAUAAAAUCUGAUAAGGGUCGAGGGGGUUACAUAGAAAAUGUUACUAUAAGUAACAUAAAAAUGGAAAGGGUCAAGACACCCAUAAAGUUUAGUAGAGGGUCCAAUGACCACCCGGACAAAGGAUGGGAUCCCAAAGCUGUUCCCAAAGUAAAGGGAAUUUUCAUCAGCAAUGUUCUGAGCUUAAACUCAACAAAAGCCCCUGUACUGCUGGGUGUCGAGGGUGGUUCUUAUGAAGGGAUCUGUCUCAGGAAUGUAACUGUACUUGGUUUAGCAGCAUCUGCAGCGUGGCAAUGUGAAUUUGUUUCCGGUUUUGCUAAUGACGUAUUUCCAACGCCAUGUCCUCAGAUGCAGGAUAUUGGCUCUUUUGACUGGUGUCAGCAACGUUGAGGUUAUGCGGGAUGCUUUUGAAAGUGUCUUUGGAAGUGUGAGCUUUGAUAAGUUUGGAGGACACGGUGGAAUUACUGCAGCAGUCGGGUUUGCUUUCAGAAUUUAAAUCUAACCACACUAUGGAAAUGUAUGUCAUCAGAUCGAGCUUGUGCAACUAAGUCAUCAGUUGGUGUUCAAGGAGCUCUUGAAGCGUGCAUAUUUCUUGUACACUACUCUGAUUGAGCACGGGACUGUGGUGUUCAUGACAAGAUACUGGAUAUUUGGGACAUAUUUUCCUCGAGAUUUGUUUAUUUGACAGAGAUGAUUACAUGGUGCUAUACAUACACAUACACACUCUGGGAAGGUACAUGGUAGUGAGCCUCAAACACUAAUCUUGUAUAGAAAUCAUACAAGGGAAAUGUAACAGUUUUGAAAUGCAACAGUUUUUUCAUUGAUGUAUGAUCACUCCUUUGUGAUCUUAUAAUGCAUUAUAAAGGUCAUGUUCUAUUCCAUUCUUUGGGCAACAGAAAGAAGAAAGGGAAUACAGAGAACAUCGUAAGGAAGAUCAAAGGUUUGAAGCUUGUUUACUUAA
This is a messenger RNA of Fragaria vesca subsp. vesca, 2032 nucleotides long. RefSeq names its product probable polygalacturonase-like. Gene Ontology annotation, molecular function: polygalacturonase activity. NCBI's taxonomy places the organism in Eukaryota, Viridiplantae, Streptophyta, Magnoliopsida, Rosales, Rosaceae. The coding region runs from base 16 to 1461 and encodes 481 amino acids. The record is from RefSeq and is a predicted model, not a curated record. The transcript is spliced from 5 exons. Gene Ontology annotation, biological process: carbohydrate metabolic process.